AUGGAAUCGACGCAGCAGCGAGAAAAUGGAGAACAAAAAGAUCCUCCCACGGAUACCGUCGCCUGUCCGGAUGGUCCGACCGACAGCCAUGUCCUUUCUCAGGUCGAACAGGACGAAAAGGGUCUGUCUCAACAGGCUGGCGACACCGCAGAGCUGACUGAUCUGGGAUGGUCCAAACCUGUCCAGCACAUCGAAGAACCCCUCAUUGCAGGUCUGUCAAACCAAGACCUUUGGAUGCUCCUUAGAAGAUUCGACAAGCAAGUGUACAACGUCAAGGCUGUCCCAAACGCUCCGCUUCAGAAUCUGGAUUUGACUCGGGCAGGGGAUGAUGAGUUUUCCCCAGAUAAGCUGCGUGCCACCGUUGAGCGAUUUUACACGUCCGUUGUGAUAAUUCUCGUUGGGUUCAUUAACCAUGUUGCGCGACUGCGCUCGUGGAGGAACCUCGACGGACAGCUAUCUUUUGCUCGGUUUGUCUAUUCUCUAGCUUGGCUUCUGGAUAUCAUAUUCCCUGUAUUUUUUGCCACUCUGAUUGCCUUGGUGAUAUAUCCCCCUUGUCGACAGGCCAUGUUUCCCCCAGCACCGAUCGCACUCGUGGACAAAGACACGGGAGGCAUUCAAAGGCCAAAAGCCGGGGUACUCGGCUCUCAUGAUAGUAUAACCGGUGCUCCCGAAAAUUUCAAGGGAGAAGCAGCCGAGCAAGAAGCCAGCAACCUUGUGGCGAGUGUCGCGAGUGUCGCCGUUGGAAGCGCUGUCGGGAAGCAUGACCAAGGAGUACCUGAAGGUGCACCCUUAGAAGGCAGUGUUCCGGAUGCCAUGAAUAUGGUCUCGGAUACUGCUGAUGCCCAGAGUGCGGCCGAUGGCAGAAUACCCGCGGAUUCCCACGACAAGACUCGGCAACCAAUGAAAGAGUCUGUCAUGGAGGCUGCCAAUAUAGGCAUGCAGGUUAUCAGCGACAUCACAGAUACAUUCGAAAAGUUUGCAAAUGCUCUAUCUGCGACGCCGCCAUUCCCGCGUUUGACUCCUCGGUUGCGUCUAGUGGCUGUGCUGGUCCCAGCCUGCCUCGUGUCCAGUCUAAUCUCUAGCCAUGCUCUAACGAAAGGAAUUGGCUUCUUUGUAGGCUUUGCCUUUUUCGGAGAUCCCGUCAUUCGUCGGGGACUUGCCUUCUUGAAUACGAAAUUCCCUCACUGGCAAAAACUUCUUCAGAUCCAGAACUCGCUCCUGAAAGGCAUCCCGACUAAUGCCCAACUAACACUUACACUUCUACGUGUUGGCGAGGCCAAUGCAUCGCCGUUGCCUCCCCCUCCGACCUCCCUGGAACAACCCCCUUCUCGCCCGGCCUCCCUGCAUCAUGAAGAACUCGAGCUUGGGGCAACCCACGGAGAAAUCGAGCAAGCUGCAUCGGUUGACCCACAUCACACUUCGCAGAGCUCACAGCCUGAGCCACAGGCCACCCACAAGAAGACUCUAGCAUCGGGCAUCAUUGUCUUCUUCCGAGGAACAACAGCAACGGGCGUGGAAAGUAAACGCGGAAUCGAUCGCGUCCGGGCGACAAUCGGUUCUCGACAUGCGAAAAACCGAGUCGGGGUACUCCGUCCAAAGGGCAAACACAGCACACCGGUCGGACCUAUCAAAUUCGAUGCCAGGCACAAAGGGAAGCGCGGCACUGUGAUAAUCGACUCGUCGGGCGAACCGCCGGUGCUCUACUUUACGACCGAUUCGCCCGAGGAUGAGAAUCUCCAGUUGAAAAAUCGGAAGAAGGACACCGUCCUAUUCCAGAUACCCGUGACGGAGAUCCGAGAAAUGAAAAAGCUGGGAGGACUAGGAUGGAAAGGGAAACUGGUUGUUGGGUGGGCGAUGGGUAGCAAGGAGGUUGUUGACGGCUUGCUAAUUGUGGGCAAAGAUCCGGAACAGCGAUUCCAGCUCACAGCUAUGGGAACGAGGAAUCAGCUGUUCAAUCGUUUAAUUGCCAUCGAUGGACAGGUGUGGGAAUGCUGCUGA
Messenger RNA from Penicillium argentinense, 1998 nucleotides. Its product is annotated as DUF3292 domain-containing protein. The coding region runs from base 1 to 1998 and encodes 665 amino acids. The transcript is spliced from 6 exons. NCBI's taxonomy places the organism in Eukaryota, Fungi, Ascomycota, Eurotiomycetes, Eurotiales, Aspergillaceae. The record is from RefSeq and is a predicted model, not a curated record.